AUGUUUUAUGUCUCUCCUUGGGUACCAGGAGCUCUGUCAUAUGCAGAACUUGGAACAAGCAUUAAGAAAUCUGGUGGUCACUAUAUCUAUAUUCUGGAGACUUUGGGCCCACUUCCAGCCUUCCUUCGAUUAUGGAGUGAAGUCAUCAUAAUCAGACCAGCAGUCACUGCUAUUGUAGGCUUGUCGUUUGGACGCUACAUUGUUGAACCAUUCUUUGCCCCUUGUCCAGCUCCACCUUUGGCAGUAAAACUUCUCACAGCUUGUGGAGUCUCUGUGGUAAUAUGCAUAAAUUCGUGGAGUGUGAAUUGGACUGCCCGAAUUCAGAUCUUUCUCACACUCUCCAAACUGGUGGCACUGGGACUGAUCAUCACUCCGGGGAUAACUGCUUUGGCCCAAGGUCGCAAUGAAAACUUUCAAAAUGCUUUUAACAGCAGUUUCGUCACGCUAGACAAAAUUCCAUUGGCCUUCUAUUCAGGCAUGUUUGCUUACAGUGGCUGGUUUUAUGUGAACUUUUUCAGCGAGGAGGUGAUUAACCCAGAAAGGACUAUUCCUCUGGCAAUUAUCUUCACUCUGAUUCUUAUUACGGUAUUGUAUCUGCUUGUAAAUGUGGCUUACUACACUGUGUUGACAGCAGAUGAAGUGUUGGCCUCUGGUGCAGUAGCUGUGACUUUUGCAGAUCGGACACUGAGUGGAUUUUCCUCAGUCAUUCAAAUUCUGGUGUCACUAUCAUGUCUUGGAGCUGUAACUGUAGGACUGUUUUCUGCUUCCAGAGUAUUCUUUGUGGCUUCAAGAGAAAACCAGUGGCCAACAAUCUUCUCCAUGAUCCACAUCCAACACCACACCCCACUUCCAGCUGUAAUUCUGAUAUAUCCACUGGUCAUCCUGAUGAUUUUCAUUGGUGAUCUGUAUGGUUUGCUGAAUUUAAACAGCUUUCCUCGUUGGCUGUUUAUGGGAUUGGUAACCCUUGGACUCAUCCGGCACCGUUAUAAACAGCCUGAUCUACACCGUCCAUUCAAGGUUCCAAUGAUCAUACCUGGAGUCUUUAGUGCACUGUGUCUGUUCAUAGUGGUGAUGUCCCUUUACUCUGAUCCUCUCAGCACUGGAAUUAGCUGUGCUUUAACACUUUCUGGUGUACCUGUCUAUUACCUGCUGAUAAACAGACAACAGCAACCAGGCUGGUACAGAAAAGCACUUAAUCUCUUCACUGCCAAACUGCAAAUUUUAAUGCAAGUAGUGCAACAGGAGAUUGUAACCUACUGAAAAUUUGCCAGCGACCCCUUGAAUUUCCUGAACUUUGAUCUGUAUGUGAAAAUUCCAUUCCCACUAACCGUGUGUGUGAAUUCUUACGCAAGAAAAUCUGUUAGUUUUUCUUAUUCUAUGUUAACUAUUUUGAAUUCUAAAUAUAAAUGAGAACUGCUGGAUAAGCUGUGUAUAUCUGUCAGCAUUUGAAUUUGUAAAAGUAAACAAAAUCAAGAGAGAGGAAUAAUGAUAAAAUGAUAAAAGGGAAAAAUUAAAGAUAGUAAGAAA
Mobula hypostoma (lesser devil ray) is the source of this 1527-nucleotide messenger RNA. Its product is annotated as cystine/glutamate transporter-like. The transcript has 11 exons. Bases 1 to 1260 code for a protein of 419 amino acids. Gene Ontology annotation, biological process: amino acid transmembrane transport. Gene Ontology annotation, cellular component: membrane. Gene Ontology annotation, molecular function: L-amino acid transmembrane transporter activity. The record is from RefSeq and is a predicted model, not a curated record. NCBI's taxonomy places the organism in Eukaryota, Metazoa, Chordata, Chondrichthyes, Myliobatiformes, Myliobatidae.